AUGAUGUCUGUACACAAGCCCCAUAUUACCUGUAUUAUAGUAAUAAUAUUGACUGUGUUGUUAAUCAAUGUCAAUGUAUCGAACGCCGUCAAGAUUGAGUCUGCCACAAUGACUCAUAGAACUACAAAUGUGGUCGGAGUGGAGAUGGAGUACGCUCUGAUGGACAUCACUUUUGACAAGGAUGUCUACAUCUAUGACUCGGUCGCAUGUCCCAACUACACAUGUCCAACAGCCACCAUUGACUGCACUUGUGACUACACCGACCCCAAGGCAUGCCCCAAGACUGGAUCGGGAGAUCCCUCCUGUCCGCCAUGUCCAGCGACCAGCGUGUCUGGCAAGCCAAUGUGUGACUUUUCCCAAAACCCCUGGGUCACACUGAUUGCCAACCAGGCCCAAGUCCUCUCCAAUCUCACUGAUCCCGUAUACAUCAGAUACAAAGCUGCCACCAACUAUUGUGAAGCUCUCAGGCUCUAUGUAUCACAGGACCAAGGAGGAGUUGAGAUAAGAUUGAAUACGAUCGAGCAAAACACUCAGUCUUAUGGCAGGAUCAUUGGUUAUGGCAAUGUGGAUGUAAUCAACUUUAUGAACAUCUGUCCGACUGACAAUGCGUAUGCCCCGGACUGGACAAACAACACCUACUUCAUCAAGAUCAUCCCAACGAGUGUGCCUGCCACCAUAUCGGUUGUGUUGCUGUCUGGUCCAAUCUCCAAGCCUGAGCCUACGGCGCCCAAGUGCAACAACCUCACCGAGACGCACCAGUGCGUGAAUGACGGCGACCAAGUGGCCAAGGAGAUCACUGAGUACUAUGACUCUGGUCACUACACCUACAGCGUGAACCAACCCCAGACCUUGACCAUCUCCUGUCCCACCCUACAGCAGGACAUUGACUUUUACGUGUCGCUCAAUCCAAAUGACCCCUUCCCUUCCAAUGAGAGCAGUGACUAUGCUCAGUUCCUGCCAGGUGACGAUGAGCUCACGCUCACUCUGGCGCCACACGCCGAUGGCUCGCCACUGGUGUUGUACGUGACGAUCAUGCCGUACUACCCAUCCAACUACUCGUGCGUCUUCACUACAACCGCCACAAGAUUCAAACGUUCAAUUGCUGACAACUUUGGCCGCGGUGGCUCGCUCCUGAUGAUGGGCACCUCCGACCUCACCGUCAGCGGCACUCGCUACCAGUGUCUCAACUGGGGCAAUGCAAACCCGUACACAGCACUGUUCCCGCGCACUCACAACAACCCACUAUGGCCUGUGCCCUACUUACUCAGCACUUCUUCGCUGUUCAACAACAUCAACUUCUUUGAUGGCAUGGUGUUUGAAGAGCCGUCCAACCUUCCCAAGGCACGCACCUACCAGGCUGCCUACCUGCUGUCGUACAGCUUCUACGGCACGGACAAGACUGUGCUGGGCACGAUCGAGGAGUUGGAGCAGGCUCAGCUCGGAUUCAAGAACAUCUUGGUGGAUAUAGAUGGCCUGCCUGUUACCGGACCAGUCACAUUCACCUUGGUGAACGCCACAUGUAACUACACCGACUACCAGACCGUUCUGACAGAGAUCACCGACAUUGAGGAGACUAUAUUUGCAUCGAUGGAUUACUCUGAGGUGUCAACACUACGCUACAAACUGGACACCUAUACCUUGCGUGAUGGAUGGUAUGGCUGCUACUCCCAGGCCACUGAACUGCUCACAGUCGACACGGUCGACACCAUCCAAUCAUCAACCAUCUGUCCCUACCAAGUUGGUGACCCACUCUUCAACGUUGAUCCAUGUUGCAACACAUCCAACGCCUUCAUGAAGUGCUGUGCGCCACGUAACAUCACCGUCCCAGUCAAGUCAUUCGUUGGACUUAAGAACAACAUGGUCAAGCAACAAUGUUCUAGCUAUGAUUGCACAUUGUCUGUGCUCGACGAGUACCAUCAUACAUUGGGUGGCAUCGAGACUGGAGAGUGCAGCAUCUCUGAUGAUCAGUACAAGUCAAUCAGAGCAAGCUUUGCCGAGGUCUUUAGGAGCUGUAAGAAGGUCUAUGACAAGGUGCCUUGUAGCAACGAUGCUCAAUGUGGUGGCAACCUUUGCAACUUGUACACGCGUACUUGCGAGCCCACUCUGGAGGUCCAGGACAAGUCCUACAUCAAUUGCAUCGUCAAUCAAUCAUUGCCAUCAACUCUCUACUUCCUCAAGUACCAGGUUGGUCUACAGAACGUCACGGAUAACAGUCUGUUGGUGGACCUGUUGUACACUUCAUUCCUCAAGGACGACUGCGCUUCAUACACUGGACUCGACUUUAGAACAACAUACUCCUACGACACGGCCAACCCUGGUGCCAAAGUCUUCUACCCAUCGCCAAAGUGCCUGGACCAGUACUGCGUCAUUCCUCACGACUUCAAAUAUGAGGGCAUAUAUGCAGGCUUCCAGUUCCUGCCCACAACUAGCACACAGGCAGCCUGCGCUGCCAACGCCAUUUGUCCAUCGACCCACUGCACAUCCCAGACACCAGGUUGCAUCACAAGCUGCCCAACCACAGGCUUCUGUGGCCAUUGCUCGCACAAUCAAUCAAUGUGCCACACAUUCGCAGGUCUGACUUCUGACACCACAUGUGGCGAAUCAAAUAACGUAUGUUUGUUGCCAAAUGGCCAGUCUGUCCCUGGCUUGACCGACCAGGAGUGUGCCAAUCGUGGAAGCUGCAGCAAGCCUUGUGGAAUGACUUGCACUGGAUCAUACACUGGAUGUGUUGUCGCCACUGCCCAAUCACAAGACACAUGCAACGGUAUAAGCGGUGCAGUAUGGCAUGUCGGUACUCAGUUCUGCUCGACCAGUGACACUGUGACUCAGUGCCAUGACAAUGGUUACACCUGGGUCAACUGUUCGACAAUGGACUCCUCAUCAUGCUUUAGCCGUGUAGGACAGUUCGCUAAUCAAACAGAGAACAUAUGCAAGGCCACUCCAGUAGAGUGUCAGACAAGAGAGCAGUGCGAGACUCAAAGUGGCCAGUGCUCAGACUCAUACUACUUUGACCCAAGUACCGUGAAGAACUACCCGGCUGGCUUUGGCAAGUGUGUACAUGGCCAUCACAUCUACUUCAGCUACAUUGUGACACCAACUUGCAAUCAGACAGAGCACGACUCGCCCAAGGGUUGUUACUCACUCAAACCCAAGUCAUAUAAUGUUGACGAGUGCAAGGCAAUGGGUGACGACUACUCAUGGUGGACUCAGGCCACGACCAAGGACGCCUGCCUUCAGCCAAAGGGCUGUCUGGUCCCAGACUCCACACCUAGUGCCUUUGACAACCAGUUCCGUUUCAACGAGAUGUCCAUGGAGGAGUGUGGCCUUUGCACCAAUCAAUGGACCAACAUGUUCCAGUGGACCCAAGGACAAUGGUUGCCCGGUGUCCCUGUAAAGCCCAAGUGGAUCCCUGUCAGUGGCCCUGUCACUGUCUCUAGCUGGCGCCCUGUUUUCGACUUCCAAUCAUUCUCUGUCCAGUUUGGUCAGGCCUUCUAUGGUUACCUUGUUGACCUGUUGCGUUCGUCUGCCAUGUGUAGAAUGGAGCGUCUACAGAACAACCUUCAAUCAAUCUCUUGCAGCUGCUCUGGCCCAGGCGGCUCACAAUGUUUCUCGUCGUCGGCCCUGAUGAUUGGAUCGACCAGCGCAUGCGCCAUGCAGUCAUCCAACUUCACGUUUGCCUUUGGCGCGCUAUCCUUCACUCCCUACUCCGUGCCAAUCUCCUGCGUCAAUGUGAUCGUGUCACAUCUCAGCAAGCAGCAGUACAAGGCCACAUCAUACCAAUCUCUCAGCUCCAACUUUGUCUCGUAUAAGAAGCCAGACAACUUUGGCAUCCUCAACGAGCGUGGCGCAGUUAUUGGUUCGAUCCUGAACGAUGGCAUCAAGAUCCAAGCACGCGGAGUCAACUCGCUCACAGUGUGUCUGCUUGGUGGCAGCACAACCUCUGAGUUCCCAGUGUUUGACUUUGCCGAACAGAAUGAGAACAAGUCCAGCCUGCUCACACCACUCAACCUCAAGCAAAUCGUGACCGUGGCCAACCCAGACCCAUCGCAGCCGUCAUUUAUCUGCGCCAACAUCACCUUGUCAUCACACGAGCCAACAUACUUCCCCAUCAUCCGUGUAUCCAACAACGACUGGAAGUCCAACAAGCGUGAGGUCUUUGACAAGACUGCCACUGCCUUGCUCUACACACUUGGAUGCCUUUUUGGAAUCAACGCACUAUGGGGUAUCUUCCAACUCACAAUGGUGCUGUACACUAAAUGCACGCAGCCCAACUCGAGCUUCAAGUUGGUCCAGUUGCUCAUCCUCACAGUGACUGUGUUUAUCACUAUCCGUGCAGUGUACUUCUUCAUCCUGCCGUCUGGCAAACUGUCCGAGUCACAGGUGGCCGACUACAUUCUUGUCGUACUGCCGACAUUUAUCUACUUCACAGCGUUCACCGUCAUCAUUGUGAUCUGGUACAUCAUAGUCAGCUCAAAGAUCCACAUCAACUUCUUCUCGCGAUUCAAUCAACUGGUUGGCAUAAUCAAUGUGGUUCUCUACGUCCUGUUCAUCAUCAUUGUGUUGGUAUUCAACUAUACCAAGCUUAUCUUGGAGAAUGACUGUGGCGCAAGACGUGUCAUCGAAGUGUCCAGCACAACACCUCAACGCAUCGUCUCAAUCUUCUACGCCACGGUACAAGCAGUCAUCUCACUACUUAUUGGUGCGGCCUUUGUCUAUCUUGGAGUGUCCAUCCAUAUGUUGAUGAAGGUGCGUCGCAAUAUGACUGAUCGUGCCGAGUCCAAGUUUGCUCAACAACAAAAGAUCUUCUUGGUGACCGCCACAUGUUCAGUCGGCUUCGUACUACAUUGUGCAUUCGUCUUGGUAUUGGUAGGCGCAGAGCCAUCCAAUGUAAUAUUCAGUUUCAUUGGACUGAUUGUAACAGAGAUCAUACCAACAAUGAGCAUCCUCUACGCAUACAACCAAGGACAUCUAUCCGUUUUACGUUGGUCCACUAGCAGUGGUAGCAACAGUCUACAGAACGUCACGCCAAGUUUCCAACAUAAUGAAAUGAGUGCCACUACUGCCGGAGCAACCAAUGCCAACUCCCUAUCAAGAUAG
This is a messenger RNA of Acytostelium subglobosum LB1, 5097 nucleotides long. RefSeq lists its product as hypothetical. NCBI's taxonomy places the organism in Eukaryota, Evosea, Eumycetozoa, Acytosteliales, Acytosteliaceae. Gene Ontology annotation, biological process: chemotaxis. Bases 1 to 5097 code for a protein of 1698 amino acids. The record is from RefSeq and is a predicted model, not a curated record. The transcript has 4 exons.